GCUAAAAAUUUUCACUUCAUCAAAUCGCGUACUGCUAGUGUGUUGUGUUCGUUUGGAUUCCGGUGAAAAAGAGUGAAUUUUUAGGCCCGUUACGGCUUGACGUGCCAUUCAAAAUACUCUAUUCGUGAACCGUAAGCGGUGUGCAAUACUUUCGGCAUAAAAUGCGCCAUGAAACAGGCGGAACAGCGGAGAAAUCAUAGUACUUUUCUCUAACUGGCAUCUCUAUCUUAUUUGCUUUGCUCCGUUAGGAGCUAACAUCACUGCGGAUCCGCAAUUUGCGGGCCCCAUUGACAGAUGCUAUGUUAUGCGUAUGAAAAGUGGCGGUGAUAUGCUAUCUCGUUUACACACACGCUGAGAUGUUAGUCCUCGAAACAUGGCGGGAUGCCAGCUAGCUGACUCGUUUAUAACCAGGGGCCUAUAAACGUCAACAUUCUGCCUACCAAUCAUAAAUUCAUCACGGCGAUCUGCCAACCCUGACCGUCGACCGGUUCACGGGCUGCUCGAAAACAGAAGCGCCGUGUGCGUGGGAACAAGCCGUAAGUAAAUACGGCCCCGGUUACAUAUCUACAGCGUGCGAGGCGCCACCAGUAGGAAUUUGACCUGAGUUUGUGAUUGUGUGUUUGUUCAAGUUUCUGCUUUUGAAUCAUCGACCGAAAAAGAUUUCUUGUUUUGAAAGCGAAACGCGUUAAGUAGCGAGCGAGGUACAGACAGCAACAUGACUGGCCGGAUGGACAACCUGGAGCUGCUGUCCGAUGAGGAACUUCGGCUGCGCUUGAUGCAGUAUGGCUUCCAAAAACUUCCCGUCACCAGUCAUACCCGUAAGCUGUUGAUCAAGAAGCUACGCAAUCUUAUGGAAAAUGAAAAGGGGAAACUGCGGCGGGAAACAAGUUACGCGACGCGCUACUCUUCCGGUGAAGAGUCCGACGGAGAAAGGCGAUCCGGGACACGGAGAGCCACUACUUCUAGUGUUUCGAGUUCUAAAACGGCAAUGCCACCGCCGACAAGUCGCCCGGUCAGUAAACGCGUCGGUAGUCACUCGCCCAUAUCGAACAGCAGUAAUUUACUGUUCAACAACAACAACAAUAACACUCAUAACAAAUCUAUUUCACCCGGUCCGGCCAAGAGUGCCGUGUACAUUUCACCGGUCAUCAUUAACGACAGUGAGGAGGAGAACUACUCCAGUGGUUUCAGAACAUCGGGACAUAUGUAUGCCAACUCACCUUCUAGUGCCAGCGCUCUGUUCCGUCGCACUAACACCAGUACCUUCUCAACUCCGCCGAGACUACCGGCAAACUCAGCUAUGACCAGCACAAUACCUGCAGCGGUAACCGGCAGUUACCGAACUACUGCCAAUAGCAGUCCUUCGGCAUCCUUAAAUGUGACAUCAUCCAGACUAGCGAAUGAUUCGCUAAACUCGAAUGGCAGUACUUCGGAUUCUCCCUUCAUCAGCGAGUACACUAAGCGGCUUCUGCAGCUGCGCGGAGAAACUGUUUCGCACGAAAACUUCAACCACGCCAUUGGAAGCGCCAUAAGCAGCGGAAGCAAUCUCAGCUUAAAUCAUAAAGGAGCGCCUAUCAGUGGGAACCAUUUUCGCAGUCGGUACAGCUAUGGGAACCGGUACGGGGGGAAUCACAGCGAUGCUGGCGGUGGGAACGGAUUCAGCGAGAAUGACAUUGUGACGCAUGCUCAGCCUAGUCCAGAACCACCGCAGAUUCCCCUGCGGGUGGCUUUGGGCAAUCUUAUCACUAAGCUGGAUGAGCAUUACGGUUUCAAGCAGACGUUUAUUCCCUGUGCGCUACUGUGCCUGUUUAUCGCAUUUUUGGUGUUUGUAGCGUUUAUGUAUAUGACCAUUAGUACAGAUAUUGAGAGCGCGCUUACUUCAAUUGAUACCAGGUACGACCUCUGUGAAAGCAUUUCUACUGAUACCAAUCGAUGCGUGACACAAUCAGAAAUAGAACCUGCACUGGAAAUGCUUAAACUGAUCGGAACUGAACUCAAGCGUCAGGUGGAACAUAGCAAAUGUGUGGAUUCCAGUGCUUCGUAUGUGAUGAGUGCCGAUGAGGUUCUGAAAUUUGCCAAAAAGCACAAUCCAUCAACGCUGAUACCGCAGCUCAGCCGGCAUUUGCACGCUAUGGAAUAUUUGAUAGAUCGCAAUCCACAGUGGAGAAUAAACCACUGCGACCAGAAUGGCAAUGAGAUCAGUUUCGAGGAAGUGCUGCAAAAAAGACCAACCAUGAGCAACUAUUUCGCCAUUCUAAAGCCUAAACUUCCCUUCAGUUGUAUGCUUUAUAAUAAGUUUCACACGUUCUUCGUGAUUGUCGGAGUUCUCGGACUGAUCGGAAUCACCACAUAUCUGGUUCAUUAUUUCCUGAAAUUCGUACUGUAUGUAAAGCAGAAACGUAAAGAUCAGGUGAACAUGUUGAUAAACGAUAUCAUUCAAGCGGUCAGUCAAGCUGCUGUUUCUGGCGGCGGAAGCGAGUCUUCGGAAGAUGGUGGCGCAGUUGUAGUCAAUCACCUGCGGGAUAGGUUGAUUUCACACGAUAAUCGUAAGAAACUGGAAUGGGCUUGGGUAGAAGCGCUGCAAUUCCUGGAGCAGAACGAAAGCCGAAUUCAGUUUGAGGUCGGCAGUCGUGGAGGAGAAGAUUUCAAGAUCAUGCGCUGGAUCGACGCGGCACCUCUUGUGACGGCUGUUGCUAACAGGUCAUCACCGGGUGGAGCAAAGAAAUGGCAAAGUCCCGCUUUCGAUAACACCAACAAAAUUCCGGAUCCACCAACACCAUGCUUGAAAAUUCGCCAAAUGUUCGACAAAUACGAAGUGAACGAUCCCAAUUUGAAAACAAUUGUUCAGGAUGCCAUUUUGGAGAAGGUGGGCGCUCGGUGCAAAAUCUACGAUAUUCAACUUGAUCGAAAUACGUGCUGCGUUUACGUGCGUUGUGCCACGGCCAAAGAUGCGGGUAUCGUACAUGACGAAAUCAAUGGCUGGUGGUUCGACAAUCGGUUAGUGUCUAUCAAAUUCCUGCGGCUGGAGCGUCUGCUGGCUCGCUUCCCUCGCACGUCAGCCGGUCCGGUCUGCUUGAAACCGUCGAAUCGAAACAAUAGCUCAAUGUCACAACAGCCCCCGGUGGGUGACCGGCCUCCAAAUCAAACGGAUAGGGACGAUGACGAUGAAGACGAAGAGGAUGAACUGGAGAUGGAGCAGGAGCCAGAGUGCUAAUAAUCUUAUUUUUAAUUAUGAGUUUUCUAAUUUUAGUUUCAUCAGUUUUGAUCUAACGUAAUUGCUUUUACAUUGUUUCACAAAUAUUACAAACCAUUGGAUGCAAACAAUACAACCUUUUAUUCAUCGUUCACAUUGAAGUUUCUUCUACGAGUAACAGACUAACAAAAGCUAUGGUGUGAAAAAAUAAACAAAAUUACAAAAAAUAUCGUUAACGUUACAAAUCAGAGAUAAUAAAGAUAAACUUUGUUGGUUUAACGUACUGUUGAGAGGUCGUAUAAGGUAAUAUUGCAACAAAUCGAAUUAUCAUUUUAGUACGCAGCUAGUGUAGCAUGGCAUAAGAUACGAACGAGAAAACCAGGUUCUAGUUCGAACACACACACACACACACACACACAUACACACAAAAUAAGAUGCUACAGUCUUCAAGCGAGUCUCAAUAGAGAACUGCGUUAUCAUUAAUUUUAGCAAGCUGGUUACAAGAGAAAAAAAUGUAUCUGACUAAACAUCUGAAACUUAUUAGUUUAAGCGAACAUUGUAAAAUAUGGAUCGAUGAGAAAAUAAAUGGUACAUUCUUAUUAA
Wyeomyia smithii (pitcher-plant mosquito) is the source of this 3796-nucleotide messenger RNA. RefSeq names its product inner nuclear membrane protein Man1 (gene MAN1). Lineage: Eukaryota; Metazoa; Arthropoda; Insecta; Diptera; Culicidae. Bases 716 to 3214 code for a protein of 832 amino acids. The transcript has 5 exons. The record is from RefSeq and is a predicted model, not a curated record. Gene Ontology annotation, molecular function: chromatin DNA binding. Gene Ontology annotation, biological process: nuclear envelope organization; negative regulation of BMP signaling pathway. Gene Ontology annotation, cellular component: nuclear inner membrane.